AGAUUCGACACUCUCAUCAUCGUUCGCGCUAUUCUCCGUCAGUCUUCAAAUAAGGUUACCUGGAACUCUCAGGUCAGCUUCUCUCUUCCGCCCACUCCCCCGUUCCAAGUCAGACAUCCUUUCCACACCUACCCAGCCAACGCCAUGCUGAAACUUCUCUUCUCAGAAGCCAAGCCAUCAACCACUGCCGACUUCCUUGACAACAUGCACGCCCCGCCGCACACACCGCUCCGUCACUCCCGCGCGUCCACCCCCAGCGAGGACUGGGUCUUUGUCGACGGCGCUCACACCCAGGAGAGAUCGCCCCAGCUCAAGCACGACAACAUGCCCUCGGGCCAGGUCGCCAACGCCACGGCCGACGGCAUCCCAUCCUCUUUCGCCCUUUUCGAAGCCGACAUCGCCGACAUCAUCGACAACAACAACAACGACUCAACCGUCGCCCACAAGCCUCCGUCCAACAUCUCCACCGAGACGCCCGGCACGGACGACAGCACCCGCACCGUCACCGACCUCCACCGAGCCGGCCCCGCCGCCGCACCCACCCGCUGCACCCCCGGGCCGGCCCACACGGAGCUGACCCUCUCCAACAUGGCCCGCUAUCAGCGCGAGCUCGAGCAGUUCCGCACGGGCAGCCUCGCCGGCUGGGCGGCCGACGCGGGCAUGGGCUCGCGCCGCCUGGUCGGCCGGUCGCCGUCGUCCCACCACCCGUCGAGCGUCGGCUACUGCAGCGUGCUGACGGCCGGCGGGCAGUCGAUGGCCAGCGGCGUGAGCAGCAUCGGUGCCGGCGCAGGCGACUGGGCGUACGUGCAGCCCUCGAAGCCGGGCGACGAGGAGGUUGCUGCUGCCGGGGCGUGGUGCUUCGACACGACCAUCCCGCUUGCGGGCCGCCGGGGCUAAAAACCGUGAGAGAAGUCGUCGGUUCCGAGGAUAAGGAGAUCGGCGAUACAAGGGUCGACUCGACAAUGAGCGGGGUCGACGGCGUUAUGGUCGAGGCUGAGUG
Chaetomium fimeti is the source of this 1000-nucleotide messenger RNA. RefSeq lists its product as uncharacterized. The coding region runs from base 145 to 897 and encodes 250 amino acids. The transcript has a single exon. Lineage: Eukaryota; Fungi; Ascomycota; Sordariomycetes; Sordariales; Chaetomiaceae. The record is from RefSeq and is a predicted model, not a curated record.